Messenger RNA from Sphaeramia orbicularis (orbiculate cardinalfish), 2168 nucleotides. Its product is annotated as alanine aminotransferase 2-like. Gene Ontology annotation, molecular function: transaminase activity; pyridoxal phosphate binding. NCBI's taxonomy places the organism in Eukaryota, Metazoa, Chordata, Actinopteri, Kurtiformes, Apogonidae. The record is from RefSeq and is a predicted model, not a curated record. Gene Ontology annotation, biological process: biosynthetic process. The transcript has 12 exons. The coding region runs from base 127 to 1602 and encodes 491 amino acids.
AAGGCGGGGCGCGCGGGUGUGAAUAUGAAGUCCACUUGUAACUGUCAGAGCUGAGAAGAACCAACUGAGGGAAAGAACACACCACAGCGUUCUGAGGCUUCACAGCCGAUACUGCACACAUCGAACAUGUCCCAGGAAGCGGUGAACGGGGUCCCAUGCCGGGGCAAAGUACUCACUUUGGACACCAUGAACCCCAAUGUGAAGCGGGUCGAGUACGCGGUGCGAGGUCCCAUAGUGCAGCGGGCCGUGCAGAUAGAGAAGGAGCUCAGAGAGGGAGCCAAGAAACCUUUCACGGAAGUCAUCAAAGCUAACAUUGGUGACGCUCAUGCCAUGGGCCAGAAACCAGUUACAUUUCUCAGACAGGUCCUCGCUCUCUGUUCUUACCCUGAACUCCUGGAGGACAAUAAGUUCCCAGAGGAUGCCAAGAAAAGAGCUCGGCGUAUUCUUGGGGCUUGCGGAGGCCAAAGUAUAGGGGCCUACAGUGCUAGCCAGGGCAUUGAGUGUGUCCGUCAGGAUGUGGCUCGCUACAUAGAGAAAAGAGACGGUGGAAUCCCCUCCAACCCUGACAACAUCUACCUGUCCACCGGUGCCAGUGAUGCUAUUGUGACCAUGCUGAAGCUGCUGGUGUGCGGUGAGGGUCGUGGCCGUACAGGGGUGAUGAUCUCAAUCCCUCAGUACCCUCUGUACUCUGCAGCGCUGGCAGACCUGGGUGCUGUGCAGAUUAAUUACUACCUUGAUGAGGACAAAUGUUGGAGCCUGGACAUCAAAGAGCUGAGGAGAGCUGUCACUGAAGCCAGGCAACACUGUAACCCCCGCGUCCUCUGCAUCAUCAACCCUGGGAACCCCACUGGUCAGGUCCAGAGCAGACAGUGCAUUGAAGAUGUGAUCCGAUUUGCUAAAGAGGAGCAUCUCUUCCUCAUGGCAGAUGAGGUCUAUCAGGAUAAUGUGUAUGCAGAGGGCUGCGCAUUUCACUCCUUUAAAAAGGUUUUAUUUGAGAUGGGACCAGAGUACUCAUCCACAGUGGAGAUGGCCUCAUUCCACUCCACCUCCAAGUGCUACAUGGGAGAGUGUGGAUUCCGUGGAGGCUACAUGGAGGUGAUUAAUUUGGACCCUGAGGUGAAGGCCCAGCUCAUCAAGCUGGUUUCAGUGCGUUUGUGUCCUCCAGUUCCCGGACAGGCUCUCCUGGACUUGGUGGUUAACCCUCCGCAGCCCGAUGAGCCUUCCCACACCACAUUUAUGAAGGAGCGGACAGCAGUGCUGGCAGCUUUGGCGGAGAAGGCCAGGCUAACAGAGCAGGUGUUUAACACAGUGCCUGGUAUCACCUGUAACCCAGUCCAGGGAGCCAUGUACACGUUCCCUCGCAUCACCCUACCUCAGAAGGCUAUUGACAAGGCCAAGGAGGCAGGUCAGGUUCCAGACAUGUUCUACUGUAUGAGGCUGCUGGAGGAGGAGGGGAUCUGCCUGGUGCCGGGUAGCGGCUUCGGACAGAGAGAGGGAACCUUCCACUUCAGGAUGACCAUCUUGCCCCCCACUGAGAAGCUGAAGAUCGUCUUACAGAAGAUCCGUGACUUCCACCAGCGUUUCACACAGGAGUUUUCCUAACAGUCCUCCACCUUUUUAACAUCUUAGAGGCAUUUCAAUGAAUGCCGGCAUCUUCAAGUGCCUUUGAAUGAGGCAGCAGUGUUGGAUAUAGCUGGCUGUCUUAUCUCGGUUUAAGGGUUAUUUGAACUGGAUCAGACUUGUAAAGAUUUCCUCACUGUUUGGAGUCAGUGAAGAACCUUGAACAUUUCCUUUUAGACAUCUAAUGAAAACAUGCAGUGAGAACUUAAUGAUUUACCUUUCAUGAUGCACUUUCCCAAAGUUUUAUCUGGUUUUAAAUGUUUAAAACAGUAUCAUAGAGCUGGUUGUAUAUUAUCUAGAAUGAUGUUAGAUGCUGCUACUGUGAGGUGCAACUCUUUCCUGCCAAUGUCUACAUAGCCAUAUUAGUUGUCCUUUUAAUCUGUUUGGAUGAUUACUUGAUUAAUCACAUUGGCUGUGAAGAUUGCACCAUGUUGAGAGUAUUGUCAGGAAGACCCAUGUGUUUUAAGAAUCGCUGAAUGUAGCCAUUUGUAUACUAAUGUACAAAUUAUUCUUAAAUAUAAUUAAAACACUUGAAUUUCUAUUACUGC